This is a messenger RNA of Brachypodium distachyon (stiff brome), 1956 nucleotides long. RefSeq lists its product as uncharacterized. The transcript has 3 exons. The record is from RefSeq and is a predicted model, not a curated record. Bases 193 to 1530 code for a protein of 445 amino acids. NCBI's taxonomy places the organism in Eukaryota, Viridiplantae, Streptophyta, Magnoliopsida, Poales, Poaceae.
AAAUCACCACACGCCGCCGCCGCGGCGUAGAGCGAGGGCGAAGAGAGGGCAGCAGCAGGAGCGACGAGCUGCGAGAGACGGCGCGACUCGCAUGGGAGCACGCAGCGGCGCUAGCCGGCGACGGCGUCGUGGUCUGCUCAGGCGCAACGAGGUAGCAGGUCAUCUCCGGCUAGGUAAGAAAGCCUCGAAAGUAUGAAGCAUUUCACUUGGAUUUGUCUCCUUCUCCACCAGCAGCACAUCAUAUCAUCUCGGAGGCCCAUGGACGCCGGGGACACAUCUUGCUGGGCGACCUCGCUGCACGCGGACCUGGUCCGCCUCAUCGGGUGGCGGGUGCUCGCCGGCGAUCUGCUCGACUACGUCCGCUUCCGCGCCGUCUGCCCCCUCUGGCGCUCCAGCACCGCCCGCCCGCGCGGCCGCGGCCUCGUCGACGCCCGCUUCCGCCCGCGGCAGUGGAUGGUCAUGGCCGAGAAGUGCGGCCUGCACCCUGGCCACCCCGAGCUACUAGGGUACGUCCGCUUCUUCAACCUCUGCACCGGCUACUUCGUGCGCUCCCGGAUCCCGCUCUUCGAGAACCACAAGGUUCUUGACUCGGCGGACGGCCUCAUCCUCUUGCUGCGGGAACAAGACCACACGGUUCGCCUCCUCCACCCCUUUACUGGUGACAUUGCGGUCCUUCCACCGCUCACAACACUCCUGAGAGAUUUCGGAGACGGGUUGAAUUUUUCAUCGCGGGAUUUGUCGGCUUUAGGAGAUCUCAGUGCAACCUCUGUCAGUGUGAGCUUGGAUGGAGUCAUCACGGUACUGAUCAUCUUUUCAUGGCUAUCCCGUGUAGCCUUUGCUUCCUCCGGCAUAGACCACCAGUGGCGUGUCUCAACCUGGAGCUUGACAAGCCCACUUUGGUGGUCAGUGUCAUUCAAAGGCAGGCUGUAUGUCUUAUGUUACAAAUACUACGGUGAUGACCCACAGUUUUUCCAGAUUGACCCUCCCCAGCAUAAGGACAUGGGCUUAAGUGAUAGACCAAAAUUGAUUGCCACAUGUCGGGGCAAAAUCCAGCCCCCUUUUCACCUGGUAGCAUGUGACUCGGAUAUUUUUAUUAUCGGCUUGAGCAAUAUACCAAAUUCUGUGCACAUGUUAGUUUACAGAUUAGCUGACCUUAUCGUAAACAAGGUUGUUCCGGUAACAAGCAUUGGAGGUAAUAUUCUCUUUGCCAACUAUGUAAGCAGUCUCAGUGUGAGCGCUAGGGCACUGCCUACCAUUAUGGGUGACGGUAUUGUAACAACCGCUCCAGGGGACAUAUAUUUUGGGAAGAACAACGAUCUUGGGAUAUAUCACCUCAAGGACUGCACAUGGUUGCCAGCAGUGGAUGCAGAUGAAUACCAUGACAAGUGGCUUUCUAAGCCUUCUUCUCCUCGUAACCUCGUUCAUCGUAUCUUUUGGCGCCGUUUUAACUUGGAGAAAUUUGGAUAUUAUUUUUCAUGGAAUAAAACUAGACCUAGUUUGGUGAAGACAAACUGGCGAGAUGAGGUCUAAAUGUUUCUUUUACACUGGAGGUGUCUUUUCUGGAUCUUCUAUGUGUUCUUGCUGGCCCUGAUAGGUGACUAGCCCUGAUUGUAUGUUAUGGUUGCUGCCAUGCUGUGAUAGAGAUGCUUUCCUUUAUGCUAAAUUAUUGUGCUUCUGGAGCACAAUAACCUGUAGUUUCCCUAUCCAUGGUAAAUAAUGUCUUCUAUAGGGAAAAACGGAGAAGGAAACAAAGUAAUCUUGUUUCAUGGCACAAUUUCAUGGCACAGUAAACCCCACAUGUCAGAUGUAGUAUGCAUAGCUAGAUACCAUCUAUACUGGUAAUAGGGGCAGUACAUGGGCUGUUUUGAGUGAUUAACAUGUAAUACGCAGUGCUGGAUAUCAUCUAUGGUAGGUAAAAUGUACAGUUCUAGCAAGAAGGGUGUUCAUUUCCAGUGA